CUUUUACACAAUCUCUUUCUUCCCCCCUCUCUGGCCAGCCGAAACAUCACUCGAACCGCAAUGGCGCCUCCCCGCGGCGGAGCUGCUGCGGCCGCUCCCGCCGCACUGGACCUGACCGGCGUGCACAUUCUAGAAGCUUCCAGCGUCCCCCCGCUUCCCGAACGCGGCGGAAAUGCGGUCCAAAGGAAGGAGGCUGUUGACCCGGAUAAAGAUAGGAAGAAGGAGAAGGCUGCGGCACCGAGGAUCACCGGUUGGGGGCUCCGCGAGUACAGCAAAAUAGUUUGUGAGAAAGUUGAAGCCAAAGGAAGAACAACAUACAAUGAGGUUGCAGAUGAAAUUUAUUCAGAGCUGAAGUCCAUGGCACAUAUUGGUCAAGGGUUUGAUGAGAAGAACAUUAGGCGGAGAGUGUAUGAUGCUUUCAACGUUCUCAUUGCACUUCGUGUUAUUGCAAAAGAAAAAAAGGAGAUACGUUGGAUGGGCCUUUCAAAUUAUAGAUAUGAAAAGAUAAAGAAGCUGGAGGAAGUUCGCAAAGAACUCACCAACAAGAUUAGGAACAAGAAGGCACUCCUCCAGGAAAUCGAAAAACAGUUUGAUGAUCUCCAAAACAUCAAGUUACGUAACCAAACACUGGAAAGCUCAGCGGAGAAUGUUAAUGGCAUCCGCCUUCCAUUCGUACUGGUCAAGACAUCUAGGAAAGCAAGGGUGGAAAUUGAGAUUUCAGACGACUCAAAGUUUGCCCAUUUCGAGUUCAAUGGUGCACCAUUCACAUUGCAUGAUGAUCUCUCAAUCCUUGAGGGGAUAAGGCGUAACAGCAUAGGAAGAGCUGGCCGCGCCACCCUUCACUAGAGACUCAAGAAUAUUACAAAUGAAUUAAAAGUUGUCAGAACUGGCACAGCCAGAUUCUUUUGCACAGCUAUGUAUAGCUAUAUAUCCUCAUGAAAACUUGACCUAGUUUAUAGGACGAUCUCUCAGGCUUGAGAAGAUUUUAACCUGCAAAUUUUGUCUCCUUUUUGUGCCUAGCAGGUUAUUAGGUCUAAGAUAGAUGAUUCGUAUAUGUGCUGCUAUGUAAACAUUGGAUAGCAGCUUCGGAGUACAAGCUUCGUUGAUUAUCAUU
This is a messenger RNA of Triticum dicoccoides, 1114 nucleotides long. RefSeq names its product transcription factor-like protein DPB. The record is from RefSeq and is a predicted model, not a curated record. Gene Ontology annotation, molecular function: RNA polymerase II transcription regulatory region sequence-specific DNA binding; DNA-binding transcription factor activity, RNA polymerase II-specific. Gene Ontology annotation, biological process: regulation of transcription by RNA polymerase II; regulation of cell cycle. NCBI's taxonomy places the organism in Eukaryota, Viridiplantae, Streptophyta, Magnoliopsida, Poales, Poaceae. The transcript has 9 exons. Bases 61 to 846 code for a protein of 261 amino acids. Gene Ontology annotation, cellular component: transcription regulator complex; nucleus.